Messenger RNA from Diaporthe amygdali, 963 nucleotides. Its product is annotated as short chain dehydrogenase. Gene Ontology annotation, molecular function: oxidoreductase activity. The record is from RefSeq and is a predicted model, not a curated record. Bases 1 to 963 code for a protein of 320 amino acids. The transcript has 3 exons. Lineage: Eukaryota; Fungi; Ascomycota; Sordariomycetes; Diaporthales; Diaporthaceae.
AUGUCCAAGGCGAAGCCUGUAGCUCUUGUUAUUGGGGCCUCAAGGGGCAUUGGGAGACAGAUUGCCAUUGAUUUGGCAAGACGUCAAUAUUCUGUCGUCGUGGCCGCCAAGUCCACGAGUGACGCCUAUUCGCCCAAGACGCCCUUUCCACCAGGGCCUAAUUCCCCCCAAUCUACAAUCAGUACAGUAGAGCGAGAGAUCAAGGAAGCAGGCGGUGACGCGACCGCUUUUGCCGUCGACGUCCGGGAUUUCACCAGCGUACAGGAAUUGGUCGACAAGACCAUCAAGCGAUAUGGCCGCCUUGAUGUCCUCGUCUAUAACUCCGGAGCCAUCUGGUGGGCCUCGGUAGAAGACAGCCCUAUGAAGCGCUUCCAAUUGAUGCAGCGCGUCAAUCCCGAGGGACUCUACGGAGCAAUUCAGGCCACACUCCCCCAUCUGAAGAAGAGCUCAGUAGGGGGCAGGAUUAUCAUCGUGAGCCCGCCCAUCUAUAGCCGCUUCUUCAGAGGGAAGACGGCGUAUGCUAUAGGCAAGGUAGGGAUGAGUGUCCUGACCAAAGGCCUGGCGAUGGACUUUGAGAGGCAGGGCUUGGUCAGAAAUGGGGAGGGUGGGAUGGCUGUUACGAGCAUAUGGCCUGCGGUGUCCAUCGAGUCUGCCGCCACGACGCAGUUCACACGGAACAAUCCUGACGAGGCCAAUGACCUACGCAGGCCGGCCAUCUUCUCUGAUGCUAUAUUGGCCAUCCUCGAGGCGCCGGCGUCGGUUGUGAACGGGGAACUCGUGCUUGAUGAGGACUUCCUCAGGGAGCAUGCAGGUGUAACUGACUUCUCGAAGUACUCGGUCGUCCCGGGAAGCAGUCCAAGGAGGAUCAUGCCAGAAGAGCUCCCCGAUUUGACCGUCAAGGAACAAGAUGACGAGGGGAAAAGAUUUGACAGCGCCGAAUCAAGAAAGGCUUCAAAGUUGUGA